This is a messenger RNA of Symbiodinium pilosum, 1194 nucleotides long. The record is from the annotation of a GenBank genome assembly. NCBI's taxonomy places the organism in Eukaryota, Dinophyceae, Suessiales, Symbiodiniaceae.
AUGUCCCUGACCUCUGAAGCCUUCGUGUUGGCAAAGCCUGCGGCAGGCGUCGUUGCUCCAGCGCCCCUCCGCACCUCUUCGCAACGAAGCGCUGCUGGUGCCGAGGGUUCUUCAGGAGGUCUCAGGACCUCCGGGGUCGUCCUGGCUGCCGCAGCCCUGCGGCGAGCAUAUCGGGGGGCCUCCACCUCUCGGCGGGCAGAGAGAGGCACCACGGUGGUCAAUGUCGACUCGGAGGAUGCCGAAGUGCUGGCCAAGGAGGCUGCGAAGCUUCGCGCCGAAGCAGCCCAACUGGAAGCUGAGCAGGAAGAGCUUCGAAGGAAGGAGCCGCAGGCACUUUUCAAGAUUCUGGACACGGAUGAUUCUGGGGCACUCGAUGCGCAGGAGUUGCAGAAAGGCGUGAAAGAGGUGAUGGGCAGCGAAGUCACCGACGAACAGGUGCAGGCCUUGGACCUGAACGGUGAUGGCAUCAUCCAGCCAGCGGAGCUCGACUUCAACGCGGUGCAGACUCUGCUGAAAGCGUUUCGCAAAGAGAUGCAGACGAAGGAGGAGGCCGAGUGCACUGCCGCCUAUGCGUCAAAGGAGGAAGAGCUUCUCCGAAAAGAGUGGGAAGAGUUCUUGGCAAGCCGGCCGCCUCGAAAUGAGGAUACCGGGCUCCUUACACGCAUUGGCUCAAUCCUGGCUUAUGCGCUGCCGCUUACCGAUGCACUUCGCUUUGGAAUGUUUCUCUUUGCCGCCUUCCCUGCCAUCCAGCCUCUCCUGGUCAAUGCCUUGCCUUUUGGCCUUGGUUACCUCAUCCUCUUCUUCAGCAUGCAGGCCUUGGCCACAAAUCGAGACCUUCCGGCGCUGCUUCGCUACAACCUGCGACAGGCGAUCACGCUCGAUAUCGGCCUGGUCUUCAUUGGCCUAGUCGGUGGCCUGCUGCAGGGCAGCGCUGUCCUUCUUAACACACCGCUGCCGCUCGAGCUGGUCGGCAUCAGCAGCACAGCCAUCUACUUCGCCGUCACGAGCGCAUGCAUCUACUCCAUCAUUGUGAGUCUUAUGGGCAAGUUCCCGAAGGGCCUUGGUAUCAUCACGGAGAUUGCAGAGUUCCAGAUCUUUGACACAGCACCUAGCGAUGGCGACGGCGAGGAUACUUCCAAAUAUUUCGACCAGAUCUUUAAGAACCGACCAGACAAGCAGGACGAGGAGAAGUGA